AAAAAAUAAAAAAGGGCACGAAGAACAUGCGUCGGACUUUUCUCUCUCUUCCUUGAAUUCAUUCAAUUGGCCACGGCGACAAAAGAGGGAGCCCGAUUGAGAGAAGAGAGCAAACAAAACUGAAUCCAAAACACAAUUUGUUUUUUUUUUUCCCUGCACUCUCUUCGAUUCUUAGGGUUCUUUUUCGGGUAAUUUAGGUGAUUUGUUUGUUCAUUUUGGGUUGGAGAGAGAUAUACAAANAAAUUUUUUUUUUUUUUUUUUUUUUGGGUCGGAUUGUUUUGUGAGUCAAAAGAAAAAUCUGAAAUUUGAGGAGAUUAUUAUCUUCGGUGGAGGAAAUCUGAAAUCUGAAAUCUGAAAGAAAAAUCUGGUUUUUGUAUCUUUUUACUGGGGCAAGAUCUGAGAUCUCUGGUGGGUGGUGUUCCAUGCAAAGCUGUUGCUGCUAUAGUCGGCCGUAAUUUCGCAUCUGGGGAGGGGGUCACUUCUAAACCCUAGAAUUUGACCCAAAGCAUAUAAAGAUCUGGGGUUUCUUCAAAAAAGCCUCUCCUUUUCUUGUUUUGUUUUGGAUCCAAAGAAGCAGAGGAGAUGAAUAAUAUUGGUGGCGUAGUGUGGAACGAAGAUGAUAAAGCGAUAAUUGCUUCGUUGCUUGGGAAACGAGCUCUCGAUUACUUGCUUUCCAAUUCUGUUCCAAACGCUAAUCUCUUGAUGACUGUUGGCAGCGACGAUAAUCUUCAGAACAAGCUCUCUGAUCUCGUUGAGAGACCCAACUCUUGCAACUUCUCUUGGAACUACGCCAUUUUCUGGCAGAUUUCUCGGUCUAAGUCCGGCGACUUGGUUCUCUGUUGGGGCGAUGGAUCUUGCAGAGAGCCUAAACAAGGUGAGAAGUCAGACAUCGUUAGGAUUCUUAGUAUGGGUAGAGAAGAGGAAACCUACCAGACCAUGAGGAAGAGGGUUUUGCAAAAGCUUCAUGCUAUGUUUGGUGAAUCUGAGGAAGAUAACUGUGCUUUAGGAUUAGAUAGAGUUACUGACACUGAGAUGUUUCUUCUUUCUUCCAUGUACUUCUCUUUCCCUCGUGGUGAAGGUGGUCCUGGCAACUGUUUCGCCUCUGGUAAACCGCUUUGGUUAUCCGAUGUCGUCAACUCGGGUUCUGAUUACUGUGUUAGAUCCUUUCUUGCUAAAUCUGCUGGCAUUCAGACCAUUGUUUUGGUUCCUACUGAUAUUGGUGUUGUUGAGUUAGGCUCCACUUCAUGUUUGCCUGAGAGCGAAGAGUCUAUGUUGUCUAUAAGAUCACUCUUUUCUAGUACUUUGCCUCCGGUUAGGACUCUGCCGGCUGUUGCUUUACCCGUUGUUGUAGCUGAAAAGAUUGAUGAUAACAGAACAGUUACUGCUUCGAAGAUCUUCGGGAAGGAUCUGCACAGUUCGGGGUUUCUUCAUCAGCAUCACCAACAACAGCCACAGCAACAACAACAACAACAUAGACAGUUCAGAGAGAAACUCACGGUUAGAAAAAUGGAUGAUAGAGCUCCCAAGAGAUUAGAUGCUUAUCCGAAUAAUAAUGGGAAUAGGUUUAUGUUUGCAAACCCAGGCAGCAACAACAACAACAACACUCUUAUUAGUCCUACAUGGGUGCAACCGGAGAGCUACAUGAGGGCGAACAGUGUGAAGGAAGUUCCAAGCAAAGAUGAUUUCAAGUUUCUACCUUUGCAGCAAGCAUCGCAGAGGCUGCUUCCUCCUGCUCAAAUGCAGAUUGAUUUCUCUGCUGCGAGUUCAAGGGCUUCGGAGAAUAAUUCAGAUGGAGAAGGAGGCCCAGAAUGGGCUGACACGGUGGGUGCUGAUGAAUCUGGUAACAACAGACCAAGAAAACGCGGAAGGAGACCUGCCAAUGGAAGAGCUGAAGCUUUGAACCAUGUCGAAGCAGAGAGGCAGCGCCGUGAGAAGCUAAACCAGAGGUUUUACGCUCUGAGAUCCGUCGUUCCCAACAUUUCCAAGAUGGACAAAGCAUCGUUGUUGGGAGACGCCGUUUCUUACAUAAACGAGCUUCACGCCAAGCUUAAAGUCAUGGAAGCAGAGAGAGAGAGGUUAGGGUAUAGCUCUAAUCCACCAAUCAGCUUGGAUUCGGAUAUUAAUGUUCAAACCUCAGGUGAAGAUGUCACAGUGAGAAUAAACUGUCCGUUGGAGUCUCAUCCGGCUUCUAGAAUCUUCCAUGCAUUUGAAGAGAGUAAAGUAGAAGUGGUUAACUCGAACCUGGAAGUUUCUCAGGACACAGUGUUGCAUACGUUUGUGGUCAAAUCUGAACAGUUAACGAAAGAAAAGCUGCUCUCAGCGUUGUCUAGAGAACAGUCAAGUUCUGUUCAGUCAAGGACAUCAUCAGGUAGAUAGCCUUUUCAGAGACAGAAGAAGGUGGAAGUGAGUUUUUAAUCAAGAACCGGUUUUGAAUGGUUCUUUUUUUCUUCUAGGUUUCUUUGUUUUUGCUUCUUUUUUUGGUUAUAUACCUGUAAGAAUCCUCCAAACUAGGAUUUUAGAAGUUUUAUUGACAAAAGUAGACAAGGUUGGAAGAAAAAGAUAAUGUUUAGAGUUAUAUCAGUUAAAGUCGUAGACCGAUUCUGAUAGUUUCUAUGUGUUGGAUUAAUAGCUCAGUGUUAAUCGGCAAGGAUUCGUUUUAGUGUUU
Molecule: messenger RNA, 2665 nt
Organism: Camelina sativa (false flax)
Lineage: Eukaryota; Viridiplantae; Streptophyta; Magnoliopsida; Brassicales; Brassicaceae
Product: transcription factor bHLH13
Biological process (GO): regulation of DNA-templated transcription
Cellular component (GO): nucleus
Molecular function (GO): protein dimerization activity; DNA-binding transcription factor activity; transcription cis-regulatory region binding
Source: RefSeq, a predicted model, not a curated record